UUCUUUAGUGUAGUUAUGUUUGCUAUAGUGUAUACCUGGAGAGAGUUCCGGGGGUGAACGCCCCCACGGUCCAAUCUGUGACCAGGCCUCAUGGAGGGUCAGGGCCUGAUCAACCAGGCUGUUACUGCUGGCCGUACGUAAUCCAAUGUACGAACCAUAGCCCGGCUGGUCACGUACUGACUUUAGGUGCCUCUCCAGUGCCUGCUUGAAGACAGUCAGGUGUCUAUUAGUAAUCCCCCUUAUAUAUGCUGGGAGGCAGUUGAUUCCUCGUACCAUCGAGAAACCGGGCUCCAUACGGCUUAUUCUGUCAGUGGCCCUCAUAAACCCAACAAAGAAAGUAAGAAAGAAGAAAGAUGGAUUUGUUGACGUAUUGCAAGAGGUUGCCCAAAAUAGAACUGCAUGCCCAUCUUACAGGAUCCCUGAGUGAUGAAACAGUUCUAAAACUCCUCAAUUCCAAACUGAAAUGCGUACACGUCAACUUGCCAAAAUCUGCUGAGGUUACAAUUCGGCGGGGACACAGACGUACACUGGAAGAGUGCUUUCAAAUAUUUGGAAUUUUACACUACCUGAUAGACAACUUGGAGACAGUUAAGAAUAUAACCAGGGAUGUCAUACAGGAAUUUGCUUCUGAUAAUGUCAAGUACUUAGAGCUGAGAACAACACCCAAAUCAGUCCCUAAUAAAAUGACGAAGAAAGAUUACAUAGAGACUGUAUUAGAAGCCAUAUUACAGGAAAUGAAAACCAAUUGCAUUACUGUGCGAUUGCUGUUGUCCAUUGACCGUUCACGUGGCAUUGAUGAUGCUUGGAAUACCCUGCAGCUAGCUAAAGAAUACAAAACUCAUGAGAUAUACAAGAACCUGAUAUGUGGUUUGGAUGUCAGUGGCAAUCCAGCAUGUGGGAAUUUAACAAACUACAUCCCUGUCUUAGAAGAAGCCAAGAAAUGUGGUCUCAAAUUGGCCAUUCACUUGGCAGAGAUACCAAAUGAAGCAGAAACUUUGGCUGUGUUGAGAACUGGCCUUGUGGAUCGCAUAGGUCAUGGUACAUUUAUUCAUCCAAGCAGUGGUGGAUCUCAGGAGCUGCUGUAUUAUGUUCAGCAUUACCACUUACCAUUAGAGUUAUGCCUUUCUUCAAAUGUGAAAUGUGGGACAGUGAAAAAUAUUGAAGACCAUCACUUAGCACACUGGAGAAAGGAGAAUCACCCAGUCAUCAUUUGUACAGAUGACAAAGGCGUUUUUUCCACAUCACUGAGUGAAGAGUUUCACUUAUGUGCUGAGGUAGGUCAGUAAUAGAGAACAUCGACAUAUUAGUCAUGAUUAGACCAACUAGAUGGAUGAUUAUAAUCAAAACUAAGUGUUAAACCACCAGAGUCAUACAGCGCUGCUCUAGAUGGAUGAGCUAAGAAAGUAAAUGGAAGGCAUAUUUGUUUCAAUUAUGAUGUUGCUGGUUAUUAACCUGUAAACAGACCAAACGUAUAUAUACGUUAUCUACCGUAGUGCCCCAAAUUUUUUGAGAAAAAAAAUUUGUUUGUUUUUAAUAGGAAAAAAAGAGCAUAUGGUACGCAGGCAUCCCCCAAUUAUUUUAAUAUGGCACACAGUGAGUGCACACACCCAUUUUCUCAAGCCUGAGUUGCCUAGACAUAUCGUGGCAAUGUUAAAUAUACGACACAUAAAACGUAUAUAUACGUUUGGGGCACUAGCGGUAAAAACGUAUAUAUACGUUUGGACCGUUUAUGGGUUAAAUCAUUAUAUUAGGAAACAAAUGCCAAACUUAGGGGUCAUACAGCCUAGCAUUAAAAAAAAUCACUUAUUAUUAGAUUAAAUAUUUACAGAUGUUUAAUUAUGGUUACCGAUU
Messenger RNA from Cherax quadricarinatus, 1851 nucleotides. The record is from RefSeq and is a predicted model, not a curated record. Lineage: Eukaryota; Metazoa; Arthropoda; Malacostraca; Decapoda; Parastacidae.